Messenger RNA from Athene cunicularia (burrowing owl), 2177 nucleotides. RefSeq names its product gap junction protein beta 3 (gene GJB3). Gene Ontology annotation, cellular component: connexin complex. Bases 275 to 1045 code for a protein of 256 amino acids. NCBI's taxonomy places the organism in Eukaryota, Metazoa, Chordata, Aves, Strigiformes, Strigidae. The record is from RefSeq and is a predicted model, not a curated record. The transcript has 4 exons. Gene Ontology annotation, biological process: cell communication.
AGGACCUGGGCACGCAGGAGGGCUGCAGGCGACGCCGCCGGGGCCGAGAUUCCCGCUCCACAAGCUGCCGGGAUUCAGCCACCUCCCUCUGGCCCUUUCCCGGCUGGGCAGCCCCGGGACGCCUCGCACAGCCCUCCCCGGACGAGGGGACCCGGUGUGCCAUCGCGCCCCGGCCAUGCCCCGCGCCGGGCGCUUCCCACCCCGCAGCCCCCACUGAGCGGGAAGGAGCCUGAGCCUCCUCCAGGUCGGGUGACUCUGGUCUCCGCCACCCGCCAUGGAUUGGAAAACGCUGCAGGCGCUGCUCAGCGGGGUCAACAAGUACUCCACAGCCUUCGGCCGCAUCUGGCUCUCCGUGGUCUUCGUCUUCCGCGUGCUGGUCUACGUGGUGGCAGCCGAGCGCGUGUGGGGAGACGAGCAGAAGGACUUUGACUGCAACACGCGGCAGCCGGGCUGCACCAACGUCUGCUACGACCACUUCUUCCCCAUCUCCCACAUCCGCCUCUGGGCCCUGCAGCUCAUCUUUGUCACUUGUCCUUCCCUCCUGGUCAUCAUGCAUGUGGCCUACCGGGAGGACCGUGAGAAGAAGAACCGGGAGAAGAACGGGGAGAAUUGCCCCAAGCUCUACAGCGACACGGGCAAGAAGCACGGCGGGCUGUGGUGGACCUACCUGCUCAGCCUCUUCUUCAAGCUUAUCAUAGAGAUCCUGUUCCUCUACCUCCUCCACAAGAUGUGGGACAGCUUUGACUUGCCUCGGCUGGUCAAGUGCUCCAACGUGGACCCCUGCCCCAACACUGUGGACUGCUACAUCGCUCGGCCAACCGAGAAGAGAGUCUUCACCUAUUUCAUGGUCGGAGCCUCCUCCAUCUGCAUCGUCCUCACCGUCUGUGAGAUCUUCUACCUCAUCUUCAAGCGGGUUGUCCGGAGUACACGGAGGUGGAAGAAGUCCCUCAAGCGCUCCAUCAGCUACAGCAAGACCUCCACCUGCCACUGCCACCUCAAGACAGAGGAGAAGGACAAGUCCCAGACGAGAGGAGAGGAGCUGUGAGCUCGCCCGUCCCAGCUGGCUCGCCUUCCCCUCGGCCCAGCAGCUUUUCAAGCCUGCCAAGUCCCUGAACCCUCAAGAGUCGACACGUGUGAAAAAUGACUAAACCCAACAAACUAAAGUCCCCCGAGAGAGGCCCACGGGUGCCCGAGCAGGCGCAGGUAAGGCGAGGGCAGCCCUGGAGCUCUGCUGGAUGCGCACAGCGGUGCCGCGGGGCUCGGCCAUCACACCGACACAGACACCGUGCACGAGCGGCCGCGCUGCCCAGCCUGGCAGCGAGCCCAGCCGAGGACUGCAGGGACAGAGCCAUCGAGCUGGGAGGGCUCACGGGACUGGCGGGAGGGAGCGUGGGGGGGUCCCGUGUCCCAGCAACUUCUCUUGGGUCCCUCCAGCCCUGCAGCUCCCGUGCUGGGUGUGAAUCCACCGGUCGGUGCCCAGUCAGGGCUGGUGUCACCCAGCAGUGACAGUGCUCCUGGCUCGCUGCGCCUCGCACGGGCACAGCCCCAAGCACUGGUUCCUCCUCCUUCCUUCCGUACCAAGAAACCAAAGAAACGCUGGGCUCGGUGCCAUGGCCAGGGCCCUCUUCAUGCACCCAAAGCACUCACGGAGGAGCGGGGCUCCCGGCAGUCACCAAGUGCUCAGUUUGCCAGUACUGGGGCAGGAGCAGAUUUUCCCCCUUUGCUCACGCACACGCCGUGCCGGUGUCCUGCCCAAGUGCCCUUUCCAUCUCUGCUGCCUCCCCCGGUGCCUCUGCCUCCCCUCGCCUCGGUCCGACCUGGCACUCACGGCAUGAGCUGCGGAUCCAAAGGGCCGAUAAAUGCCGUGUCGUUUGUAGACUCUGGGAUCUGCUCCGCACGCUGUAAAUCGGGACGGGGGGGGGGACUGGUGAGGGCAGAAGAAAUGGAUUCGCAGAGGUUCCCCAGGAGCCCGUGGCUGAGCCCUCCUCGCUCCCGCCCGAGCCGGGGCAGCGCGGGUUGAGCCCCAGGGCCGCUGUGCCCAGCGCCCGCCCGCUCUGCCUCCUCCCGGCUUGUCACGCGUCAUUAAACUUUAAUUCAUCAGAACUGCACGCUGGCCCCCAAGGAAAUCAAGGAGGGAUCAGCAUCAAUUAUUUACUAAAUCUUGAUAAAUAUUACAA